This is a messenger RNA of Strongylus vulgaris, 333 nucleotides long. NCBI's taxonomy places the organism in Eukaryota, Metazoa, Nematoda, Chromadorea, Rhabditida, Strongylidae. The record is from the annotation of a GenBank genome assembly.
CACAGAAAUUGAGUUUAUUGAUGUGACUUUAAAGCGUCAGUGUUGUGGCACCGCCCUGUCCGUUGUUGUGACCGUGUCGUCUUUUGUAAAUCCAUUAAAACUGUAUAACGUGAGGUGUGCCUCACAUGUGGGUCGAAAAAAGGGUAGAAGCAUUAUGAUGCUGGAGUCGAGCGACGAGUACACAUGCAUGGAAGUACCAUCAAUCCUACACGAGCUAUUUCACGUUGUGGGAAUGACUCAUGAACAUAUGCGUCAUGAUCGGGAUAGAUACAUCAAAGUACUUUACAAAAAUAUCGAUAGAAGUAGGUUACCUUCUCCUUUUUUAAAUUGAAU